Molecule: messenger RNA, 4451 nt
Organism: Doryrhamphus excisus (bluestripe pipefish)
Lineage: Eukaryota; Metazoa; Chordata; Actinopteri; Syngnathiformes; Syngnathidae
Source: RefSeq, a predicted model, not a curated record
CGAGGAGGAGAUAUCGUUCAUCCUAAGUGGACUUUGUGAGUCAUACAGCUACCAAAACGGCCGCAGAUGAAAGUCUUCAGAGAAAUGUUCUUCUUCCUGUGAUGUCAAGUCUCCCAACAUCAGCGCCAUGCCGGGACUCAUCAACAAGGAGAACCGCCGCCCUCUACCCCUCAGCGCCUCUGAUAUCACUUCCUGUGUCAGAGGUUACACUCAGGCCAUGACAGCUUCCAUGGCGUAUGAAAACAUCGAGGAUCACGCCAUCGAAGGGAUUUUCAUCUAUCCGCUGGAGGAAAAAGCCAUCGUCGUGGGCUUUGAGGCGAUGAUUUCCAGCCAGAUCAUCACGCUGCAAAUCAAGGACAAGGCCAAGAUUGACGACUGUUACAACAACCCGUGCAGUGUGCCAAAUGGAGCGCCCCCUGGCGGUGUUGGCCACAUAGUCCUGGAUGAGGAUUUGGAGAGGACAGUUCUUGUAGUCAACCUGGGCAUCAUACCUCCCUUGGAGACGGUCCACAUUCUGGUCAGUACCUCCUGUGAGCUAUUUACUCUGCCCAGCGGAGGCAUCACCGUGUCCACGCCGCCAGUGUGCACACCCCGCGUACAGAGGAGCAUCAACGAGGAGCAAGGAUUGUCCCCAAACUUCUCCAGACUGCGGGAAAGACAUCCACCCAGCCCACAGGAUCCAGCUGCCGGUUCUGAUCACUUUUGUUUGGCUGCUCUGCUGGAGGAGGAGGCCAUCAACUCCAUGGAUUACCAGUUUAACUUCCAGCUGGAGAUACGAGCCCCCUAUCUUCUUGCAGGUGUGGAGAGCCCGUCUCACGCCAUCCGAGCCGACGCCGACCCCCUUGCCCGCUCGGCCACUUGUGUGGUCAUCACACUAGCAGACAAGUACACUUAUGACUGUCCAGUGAAGAUUCUCAUCUACCCUAGCGAACCUCACGUGCCUCAUGUGCUCAUGGAGAGCGGAGACAUGACGACGGAUGAGUAUGAUGAGUUCCUCCGCGGCCGAAGUGACUUCAUCAAGGCCACCAGGAAAGACUUCAGCGACGAGAGGAAGGUGGAGGUCAUCCACAGGCGGCUGCACAAGGACCUCCUCCACAACCCUGUGGUAAUGCUCAACUUGUGUCCCAACCUCAAACCCGUCAGCUCCGACCUGAGGAAGGUGCACGGCGAGUUCAUUUUUCUUAUUGACCGCAGCGGCAGCAUGAGCGGUGUCAACAUCGACCAUGUCAAGGAUGCCAUGGUGGUGAUCCUCAAGAGUCUCGUACCAGGCUGCCUGUUCAACAUCGUCAGCUUCGGCUCCACCUUCAAAUCGCUUUUCUCAGUCAGCCAGAACUACGAGGAGGAGGCCCUGGCAUUGGCUUGCGAGUACAUUCAUAAAAUCCGAGCCGACAUGGGGGGUACAAACAUCCUGGCGCCGUUAAAAUGGAUUCUGAGGCAGCCCAUGUUCAGCGGACACCCCCGUCUGCUCUUCCUGUUGACGGACGGGGCGGUGAGCGACACGGGCAAGGUGAUCGAGUUGGUGCGCAGCCACGCACGCUACAUCAGAUGCUUCACAUUCGGCAUUGGGCAGAGCACUUGCAGGAGGAUGGUGCAGCAACUGGCCACCGUGUCCAAAGGAACAGCCGAGUUCCUGGCCCAAGGCGAGAGGCUCCAACCGAGAAUGAUAAAGUCCCUGAAGAAGACCAUGUGCCCGGUCCUCAGUGACAUCUCCAUUGAGUGGCUCUUUCCCGAGACUAAGGAAGUCUUGCUCUCCCCGGUGGGCAACACCUUCCUGUACCCAGGCGACAGUCUGAUCGGGUACGCCGUGGUAUGCGACGCCACGCGCUAUCACGCCAACCCCAAAUCCGACAAAAGACGCCGAUACAGCAUGAUGCACUCCGUGGGCUCAGGGAGCUCCGUCUUUUAUCAUUCCCAAGACGAAGACCUGCUCAGGACCCCUGCUGACUCUGCUCAGGUAGCCUUCAAAGAAACACCACAAAGCGCUCACCUCAACUCCAAUCAGGACGCCAUAAUGGACGCCAGCUUUGUCACUACGGACCACGAUGAUGGCCUGGAGGCUCAAGUGAGAAGGCGAGCUUACAGCGCCAACCAGAUAGCCGACAACCUCCCAGCUAAGAAGUACACCUCCAGUGAUCCCAGCUCUGUCAUGCCUAAGAAUCCUCUGAGGAGAGCCAAAGUCCAGGAGCUACUCAGCCAUGUGAGUCCGGAACACGAGUCCCACUGGAGGAGAGACUACCAGCCUCAACUGGCCAGUCUGUGUGCCGCAUCAUCCGGAGAACGUCAAGUCCUGCAGCCUCCUCUGGUGGAGACUGGUUUGGAUGCUCCAGAAAGCCCAAAACAUACCCCGGCCCGCAACACGACAGGAGAAGACGGGUCCAGAUCUUCCACAGACAGUCCGUCUAUCGGUAGCGUGGGCGAUACAGAAGGAUAUGGCCACCAGAUGUGUCAGGCUGAAACACCGCAAGAGAUCCACAGCGCCGAUGCGGUAGCCCGGCGGGGAGGCGAGUGCAAGGCAGUGGUGUCGGGCGUCCUCAGUGGGAAGGCCGUCCGUUGGGAGGUGCUCUUUGACGUGGAGCCCUUCCUGAAGGGACGGGAACGCGAGGAGAAGGUCCAUGAGGAGCUGUGGAACGAGACCUUCCACCAUCUGGCCAGCCGCUCCAUCAUUCACGACUUUGAGCACAUGGCCGACAGGGAGAGUGACAUUGAACACGGUUGUGGCAGGAAGUACCAAAUGUACGCCAUCCACACGAGCAAAGCCUGCAACAUCCUGAGCAAAUACACGGCCUUCAUCCCCGUUGACCUGGACACAAAUGAAUAUCUGCACACCUGCAUUGAAUACUUCAACCCUGACCACGGCUUUAAAAGAGGCUCACGGUCCAGUUCGGGAAGCAGCAAAAACCGAGCUUACUCCGUCGGACUCGGCCGCUCUCAGUCUGGUGGCGUGUCGGAGGAUGCGGAAGACGCUCUGACGCACAACAGUGUGGACGAUGGCGUCUCUCCCUGCAGCACUCCAUCCUCGUCCAGCUGGGAGAAAUGUCGUUUCACAGAAGUGGCCCAAAGGAGUCCAUCAGUGACGUCAGACCAGUCUCAGAAAUCGGUGGAGAGCCUUUUUUCUGCCAGGUUGGCGUUCAGCAGGACUCGCCUCCUGACGAGGGCCGCCAAAGAAUUCAUGAGCCGAUCCCACAGCAAGUCAGCCGACUCCAUGGGGGAGAGCGACAACGAGAACAAGGACUACAUUCCUCUAGUGUUGCUGCAGCUGGCGUGUGGCGCUUUCCCACUGGACACCACGCUGUGCGACGCCAUCAACGUGCCCAUGGAUAAACUCAAAUGGCGGUCCCCCUUCAGCAGCCACCGAAAUAGCCUGGGACACCCAUCUCACCUGGGCGGCCGCCGUGUUGAAAGCACCGAAGACAACCUACCGCAUCCGUGUGACCCACAAACAUGUGCAGGAACCCCUCCACCCUCCACCAGGUCCCAGGUGGACGGCAGCCCGUGCGCUUCGGAGGCCCCCAACAAGGGGAUGCUUGACACGGAGAGCCUGGUGUGGGCGACGGCGGUGGCUCUGGCCUGGCUGGAGCACAGCUCCGCCAGCUACUUCAUCGAGUGGGAGCUAGUGGCCGCUAAGGCUAGCAUGUGGCUUAGCAGCCAGGACAUUCCAGAAGGUCGAGACGUGGCGUCGGUCAAGGCGGCCGCCAACCAGCUCUUCAUCAUCCUCAGACACUGGGACGACAACCUGCAGCUCAACAUGCUGUGCUACAACCCCAGCAGUGUGUGACCACGCCGGUGUAUAGCGCACUAUGCUAACGAAACGUUUACAUGCACUGCUUAGGGCCACUAAGACCGUUAAUUAAGCUCUGUUUACUUUCUUUCAGUGUACUUAUUACCUUUUACUGCACACUAACCACCCCAACAUAUGUAGCUUUGUACAUUUAGCAUGUUUUGUCCACUUGUUCCAUGCACUCUUGUGGUGCAAUAACACAUACAAGCAACAACAUUGUCAAAUGAUACUGUAGGAAUGCAUGCAGUUGGCGACGUCACUUUGGAAAGUUGAAGGCCCGUUAUUCUAGUAUUUUUCAUCAAUUUUAAAUAAGCGUCACAGGUCCAAAAAUACUUUAAUGUGUUUUCCGUGGAAUUUAGACAAUAUAAAAGUGCUUUUAGUAAUCCCCCGUUAAUGCUAAUGAGCUGUCCAACGUGAGAGACGCCAUGUACAUAAAACAACGUAACAUUAAGAAGUGGAACAGGAUUAGUUAAACAUUACAUUUGAGCUACACUGCUAACAUUAAUGAUGAAACUUUCAGCUCCCACAUCUGUAAUGACUGACAAAUAGUUGGGCGAGCUCCAGGCUGCAGCCUGCCGCCUCACAAAGCUGUCCUCCGUCGGGAUUAAAGAAUUCUAAAAUGUCAGGAUAUGAAAAAUAUGUAUCAUAUUGGAACUAAUUUUGGUCCUGAGUA